AGAGAUGAAGAAUUCUGUAUCGGAACAAAGCAUCUACGCCGAGAGUGAGGAUGAAGAUGAUAAAUCAAUUGAUAAAAAUGAAGGUGAUGAUCAUGACGGUGAUUCAGAUUCCUCAAAUUCUUCUAAUGAAAAUAGGAAUCGAAGUAAGCAGAAUUCUGUCAGCACAGCAUGGCCACAAAGUUACAAGCAGUCGAUUGAUCUUUAUGGAAGUGUUCCUUCACCAAGUAUGGUAUUUCUGGGAAAUCCUACAUUAUCAAGAUUCGGAAGUUCAUUCUUUUCUUCAUCAUUGACAAAUAGACACACUCCUGAGGUGUUACCUACAUAUGGUAAGCCACUUCUAGAAACAGUGGCAGAUGAAGACCAACAACAGCAAAGAAGGCACAGUUAUCUAUAUCCACCACUUGCUCCAAGAAAGAGUUCUCUAAGGAAAUCCUCCAAGGUCUUGGAUGAACUUCCAGAUACUCCAAACAGCACAUAUGGUCAAGCAGUGAUAAAUGGAAUGAAUGUUUUAUGUGGAGUUGGAAUCCUUUCUACUCCUUAUGCGCUGAAAGAAGGCGGAUGGCUUGGCCUGUCCCUGUUGGGUCUUUUUGCACUGCUUUCUUUCUACACAGGACUUCUCUUGCGUUACUGCUUGGAUAGCCGACCUGGGCUAAAGACUUAUCCUGACAUUGGCCAGGCUGCAUUUGGCACUGCAGGACGUUUUGCCAUUUCUAUUGUUCUCUACCUUGAAUUAUAUGCUUCUUGCGUUGAAUAUAUUAUUCUGGAGGGUGACAACUUAUCAUCGCUAUUUCCUAAUGCGCAUUUGAACAUUGGAGGUUUAUAUUUAGGUUCACGUCACCUUUUUGCUUUGGUGGCCACUCUUGUCAUUCUUCCAACUGUCUGGCUUCGAGAUCUCAGAGUGUUGAGUUAUCUUUCUGCUGGUGGAGUCCUUGCUUCAAUUGUGGUGGUUUUGUGCCUGUUUUGGGUGGGGGUUGUCGAUCAUAUUGGCAUUCAGAGUCAUGGGUCAAUUCUAAACCUCAACACAAUGCCUGUUGCUAUUGGUCUCUACGGUUUUUGUUACUCUGGGCAUGCUGUCUUUCCUAACAUCUACUCAUCCAUGGAAAAACCAAGCGAAUAUCCUUCAGUUCUGUUUACAAGUUUUGCUAUUUGUACUUUGUUGUAUGCUGGAGUUGCUUCUAUGGGAUAUAUGAUGUUUGGAGAAUCAACACUGUCUCAAUUCACUCUUAACUUACCCCAAGGUUAUGUUGCCUCAAAAAUUGCUGUUUGGACAACGGUUGUGAAUCCUUUUACCAAAUAUGCAUUAACCAUGACCCCAGUGGCGUUAAGUUUGGAGGAGUUGAUUCCUUCAAACAGUGUAAACACUUAUAGAUAUUCACUAUGCAUAAGAACAGCCUUGGUGAUUUCUACUGUCAUUGUUGGUCUUUGCAUCCCUUUCUUUGGUCUAGUGCUUGCAUUGAUUGGAUCACUACUAACAAUGCUUGUGACCCUAAUACUUCCGUGUGCUUGUUACUUGCGUAUAUGUGGUGGAAAAUUACGCCGUGUCGAGGUGUAUUUCUGCAUUUUAAUUAUUGGUGUGGGUAUGAUAGCAGCAUCAAUAGGAUCUUUUUCAGCAAUCUCUGAGAUAGUUAAAAAGUUGAGAUAAGAUAUUAGUUAUAAGCUUUUAGAAUAUUUUAUUGAAUUUCUUGGAAGGAAACAUAAUCUUA
Molecule: messenger RNA, 1703 nt
Organism: Impatiens glandulifera
Lineage: Eukaryota; Viridiplantae; Streptophyta; Magnoliopsida; Ericales; Balsaminaceae
Product: amino acid transporter AVT1C-like
Exons: 12
Coding region: 5-1642 (545 amino acids)
Cellular component (GO): plasma membrane
Source: RefSeq, a predicted model, not a curated record